UACGCCUACACCACCACCGUACCCAUCAUCACCGUCCCCAUCACCACCGCCGCCACCGUCCCCAUCACCACCGCCGCCACCGUCCCCAUCACCACCACCGUCCCCAUCACCACCACCGUCCCCAUCAUCACCGCCACCACCGUCCCCAUCACCACCACCGUCCCCAUCACCACGCCGCCACCGUCCCCAUCACCACCACCGUCCCCAUCAUCGCCGCCUCCACCACCACCGUCCCCAUCACCACCGCCACCACCGUCCCCAUCAUUACCGCCACCGUACCCAUCAUCACCACCGUACCUAUCACCACCAUCCAUGUGGAAGAGCUGUUCAUAGCUGCAGACCAGUUUAUCAUCUUCAGUCUGCAGUGGCGAUGCGCUGAUCACAUCCUGGAGCAACUGUCACCGGAGAACUGCAUUGGAAUUGCAAAGUUCUUCAGCCAUUUCCACUGUCCUGAGCUCACCCAACAGGCCAAUGGAUUUCUAUACCAUCACUUUGAGGCAGUCACAGCAAGAUCAGAGGAAUUCAUGGACCUAACGCUGGAAGAACUGCAGGAUCUGAUCACCAAAGAUGAACUGAAAGUAAAAACGGAGGAUGUCGUCUUUGAAGCCCUCAUGAAAUGGAUGGAGCACGACCCAAAUCAUCGUGGGCAGUACCUCGCCACCUACUGCCUAAGAUAAACAUUCAGGAGAUGGAGAAGAGACUGCAAGGCCUGGAGGGGCAGACGCACAACAUUCCACUGCUGAUGGAAAAGACGAUAAGACCUUCCAAGAGCAGACAUUACCAAUCAAUUAUGUGUUCAUUACAAAAUGUAGUUAUUGUUUUAUUAAAUAGUACUUUAGUCUGACUUUA
Molecule: messenger RNA, 849 nt
Organism: Rana temporaria (common frog)
Lineage: Eukaryota; Metazoa; Chordata; Amphibia; Anura; Ranidae
Product: kelch-like protein 10
Exons: 2
Source: RefSeq, a predicted model, not a curated record